AUGUGUCAGAUCUCGCUAUCCCUCUGCAUCUUCUUUGGAAAGGACAAGUGCUGUUUGUAUCCACACUCGGAUACACAUAAGACUCAAGGUUCGAGUCCUUUUGCUCCACAUACAGAUUUCGAAGUGGCCAGUAAUCAGCUCCAGGUGCUACAAACUGCAAGAGAGCUCCUCACGCAACAGCAAAGCAGCAGCCCGAAAUCUCCGAAGAUCAGUCAGCGACAGCCUCCGCCGCAGGUGCCCGCGUCGGUGGCCAUGAUGAGCCCGCAGGUGAUCACCCCCCAGCAGAUGCAGCAGCUCCUCCAGCAGCAGGUGCUCUCCCCCCAACAGCUCCAGGCGCUGCUCCAGCAACAGCAGGCAGUCAUGCUGCAGCAGCAACAUCUGCAGGAGUUUUACAAGAAACAGCAGGAACAGCUACACCUUCAGCUCUUGCAGCAAACGCACCCAGGCAAGCAGGCGAAAGAGCAACAGCAGCAGCAGCAGCAGUUGGCUGCCCAGCAGCUUGUCUUCCAGCAGCAGCUUCUCCAGGUGCAACAGCUCCAGCAGCAGCAGCAGCACCUGCUCAGCCUGCAGCGCCAAGGCCUCCUCUCGCUGCCCCCCGGCCAGCCACUGAGCCAAGCUGGUCUGAACCCGGUGGAGCUGCAGCAACUAUGGAAUGAAGUGACCAGCACCCACAGCAUGGAAGACAACGGCGUCAAGCACAGCGGGCUUGAUCUGUCUGCGGCCAACUCCUCUUCGACUACCUCCAGCACCCCUUCCAAAGGGUCGCCAUCUGUUACCCACCAUCCUGCAGCAAAUGGCCAGGCCUCUGUCCUCAACUCGAGAAGAGAAAGCUCAGCACAUGAGGAGUCUGGAGCCUCCCAUUCCCUCUACGGCCAUGGCGUAUGCAAGUGGCCCGGCUGCGAGAGCAUAUGUGAGGACUUCAGCCAGUUUCUGAAACACCUCAACAGUGAGCAUGCCCUGGACGACCGCAGCACUGCGCAGUGUCGUGUCCAGAUGCAGGUGGUGCAGCAGCUGGAGAUACAGCUCUCCAAAGAACGGGAACGCCUGCAGGCAAUGAUGGCCCACCUGCACAUGAGACCUGCGGAGCCCAAGCCUCCUGCCAAACCGCUCAACCUGGUGUCGAACGUCACCAUGACGAAAAAUCUGCCGUCCGCGUCUCCCCCGAAUGUACCUCAGGCAGCGACGACACCGACGGCGCCCGUCACCCCACUGACUCAGGUGCCCCCGGUGCUGAGCCCCGCCAGCCUGCCCAACGUGGGGUCUGUUCGAAGGCGCCAUUCAGACAAGUUCCCCAUGACAUUGUCCUCAGAGAUCGCCCCAAACUACGAGUUUUAUAAGAAUGCAGACGUUAGACCUCCAUUUACAUAUGCGACCCUCAUAAGGCAGGCCAUCAUGGAGUCACCUGACAUGCAGCUAACGCUUAAUGAAAUUUACAGCUGGUUUACGCGGACGUUCGCCUACUUCAGGCGCAACGCUGCCACCUGGAAGAACGCGGUCCGACACAACCUGAGCCUGCACAAGUGCUUUGUGCGCGUGGAGAACGUGAAGGGUGCCGUCUGGACCGUGGACGAAAUGGAGUACCAGAAGAGAAGGUCGCAGAAGAUGACAGGGAGCCCGACGCUAGUGAAGAGCUUGCCCUCCAGCUUGGGUUAUGGCACCGCGCUCAAUGCCAGCUUGCAGGCUGCGCUGGCGGAGAGCAGCUUGCCCCUGCUGGGUACUCCGGGCCUGUUGCAGCCAGCACACGAAGACCCCAACGGUUCCCUCGGCUCCCUCGGCUCUCUCGGCUCCCUCGACCACCUGGACACCAAUGGCCACAGCAGCCCCGGCUACUCGCCUCACGCCCACAUGCCUGCAAUUCACGUCAAGGAGGAGCCACUCAACUUGGACAACGAGGAUUGCCCAAUGUCAUUAGUGACAACAGCCAAUCACAGUCCGGAUCUGGAGGAGGACAGAGAGCUGGAGGAGGGGAACUUAUCAGAGGAUUUGGAAUGAGGGCUUUUUUCCCCAUCCCCAUUCAAACUGCUAGACUGCAACCCGGCACAGUCAGCUUUCACCAGGACUAUUUAUUCAGCAUGCAACGAGGAGACAGUCUGAAGGGACUCUUUACUGCUGCUCUUUGGGAACCAGGAACAACAGGCAUGAAAUGCUUGUGUGUUUCUUUUUUUCAACCCAAAAAGACAUUAACAACACCCCUUGUGAACUCGACUGGCUCUGUCAUGUACACAACAAAUGGAGAAAAUCUGGCUCGUGGACGUUAGUAAAAAGCAAAGGAGUCUCUUACGAUGCAGGAUACUAAAGGCCUCACUUUACUGCCAAAACCAGUUUUGUUCUUCAUUUUGUGGGAAAUUGGAAACACAAAGCAGCUACUAGGAGUUAGUAGAGAAUAAUUACUGGUCCACUACAACUUAUUGCUCUUCUGCCAUUUGCACAGGAGUGGUAUCAGAAAUUAGUGUCACUGCCUAUAUGUUGCUAACAUUGUUACCACACUUUCUUUUUUGUUUUCUUUAGAAUUUCAUUCACGCAUAAUUUUGGCACCAACAAAUGUAAAAUGGCAUAUGUUACCGAAGCGACCCAAAGCGUCAGACUUCUGCUGAUGUAAGGAAAAAAGUAGGAUCCAGUUCUCUUGUCUGUUAGUGCUGAGAUGUUUGAUGUUAAGCCGAGCUGUAAGCGUUCACUGCAGGCACCAUUAGGAGUACGCGCGCAUUCCAAAACUGUCCUCUUUACCUCUUCUUUUCUCUCGGAAGCUUUGUCUACCUGAAAACAGUCAAAGGCAACAGCUAGAAACCAAAGGCAAACCAUAUCAAUGGCCAAUAGCUCAGACAGAAGCUGCCGGACUCGCUGGUCGCGCCUUCUGUGACUUUAAUUAGUACCAAGGAAGCUUUCCAUGAGCUGCCUUUAGGGACCUCUGGGAUGGUUUUAUUUAGCCCUGUGCAGAGAGAAAUACCCCAGUGUGGUGUGUGGAAGGUGGGCCGACUGCAAACAAGCCAGGGGAGGGAGCGGAUGGAGACUAGUCAGGAGUAGCUGUUUGCAGAUCAUGAGGAAAACUGACCAAAA
This is a messenger RNA of Scleropages formosus (Asian bonytongue), 3054 nucleotides long. RefSeq names its product forkhead box protein P2-like. Gene Ontology annotation, biological process: regulation of transcription by RNA polymerase II. Lineage: Eukaryota; Metazoa; Chordata; Actinopteri; Osteoglossiformes; Osteoglossidae. Gene Ontology annotation, molecular function: RNA polymerase II cis-regulatory region sequence-specific DNA binding; DNA-binding transcription repressor activity, RNA polymerase II-specific. The record is from RefSeq and is a predicted model, not a curated record. The transcript has 17 exons. The coding region runs from base 1 to 1992 and encodes 663 amino acids. Gene Ontology annotation, cellular component: nucleus.